Molecule: messenger RNA, 3975 nt
Organism: Gaeumannomyces tritici R3-111a-1
Lineage: Eukaryota; Fungi; Ascomycota; Sordariomycetes; Magnaporthales; Magnaporthaceae
Product: xaa-Pro aminopeptidase 1
Exons: 4
Coding region: 733-2835 (700 amino acids)
Molecular function (GO): metalloaminopeptidase activity
Source: RefSeq, a predicted model, not a curated record
CUCAGGAGUGACAGACGCAAACCUCCUGAUCAGCUCCGUCCCACCAAGAUAUAUCAAGUGGUAGGUACCUGGUACUUGGUCGAUAUUCACAUGAGAAUUCUUAUUUUGUUUCUGCCAUCUACCCCCCCUUUGGCAUCUAUUGGUCUGAACAAGGUCAGUGACCUUCACACUCCUUAUCGUCCCCAAGGAAAGGCGAAGCAUUCUAGACCAUAAAUGGAGACAGCAAACCCCAAAGAUAGUAAAAGAGCCACAUAAUUCCAUGCUGCCUCUCGCAAGCCUCGGGUAAAGGUAAAAUGGUGCAGUGUAUAUCAAUCGGGCGCAAGAAUGUCAAUACCGGUCGUGCCUGCUUCUUGCCAGCAUUCAUCUUCACUUUUAGGCAAUCAGACUAUUUGAAGCGUGCUGCACGGAGCCUGCAUGAUGCCACAGGGGUCGUUCGGCAUAGGUGCCCACUAAAGCGGCGGGGUGUGGAGACCUGUCGCCCCUGUGCUGCUGCUCGGCCGGGGCGACCAUUGAGACUCGGAGCUGAAGCCGCGACCACCCACCACCUUCCUCAUCAGCGACCAGGACCAGAUGGGUUACCCGGAUCUGCCUCCAUGACUGGGCGAGACAUUGACAACUCACACGUGCGCGACCUGUGGCCCCGGACCUCCGCCCUGCUUAUUCAUUGCCCUGUCUGUAAGGCCUGCAGGCUGCAGCACAGGUAUAUAAACUGGAGGCUCCAUAAACAUUCUCAUGAGCGGCACACUUGCGAGGGCAAUCUUGGCUCCGGCAAGACCUCUUCUCGCUGCCCGCAGUAGCGGCUCGUUGUCCCGGCUCAGGAUUUUGUGCGGCCCUCGUGUCCCUGGCGUUGGUCCCCGGCACAGCACCAUCCGGAACUCCCGCCACGCCACCACCCCGCUUCGAAAUCGCCCCAGCCGCCCCAACCGCCCCCUCCCAUUUGUGCGUUACGCCAGCACCUCCUCCGCCGCCGCCGCCGAGAUGAAAACGGUCGACACCACGGCCCGCCUGGCGGAGCUUAGGGGCCUGAUGAAGGCUCGUAACAUCGACGUCUACGUCGUACCCACCGAGGACGCACAUUCGUCCGAAUACAUCGCCCCGUGCGACGCCAGGCGCGAGUACAUUUCCGGCUUUUCGGGCUCUGCCGGCACCGUCAUCGUCACCCUCGAAGGCGCCGCGCUUGCGACCGACGGCCGGUACUUCAGCCAGGCCGCCACCCAGCUCGACAAGAACUGGGAGCUCCUGAAACAGGGUCAGCCUGAUGUCCCUACCUGGCAGGGCUGGACUGUGAACCAGGUUUCCGGUGGUAAGACCGUCGGGGUCGAUCCAUCGGUGCUCUCCAGCUCUCAGGCUCGGGAUCUGAACGAUAAGAUUAAGGACAAUGGUGGAAAAGAGCUGGUCGCCGUCUCGGAGAACCUGGUAGACUUGGUCUGGGGCAGGCACCGACCAGCCCGCCCCAGCAACCCUAUCGUGCUCCUCGAGCAACACUACACGGGCAAAGACACCCAGACGAAGCUCAAGGAGCUCCGGGCCGAGCUUGAGAAACAGAAGCUGUCUGUCUUUGUUGUCUCGGCACUGGACGAGGUCGCGUGGCUUUUCAACCUGCGAGGGAGCGAUGUGCCCUACAACCCAGUCUUCUUCUCCUAUGCUGUCAUCACUGCCGACUCGGCCACGCUCUACGUCGACUCUUCAAAGCUUAGUGCACAGUGCCACAGCUACCUGGCGGAGAACAAGGUCGAUGUCAAGCCAUACGGCAGCAUCUUUGACGACUCGAGGGCCCUAGCCCAGACUGUCAGCGCCAAGGGCGCCGAGGGCAAGGACAAGCCAAAGAAGCUCGCCAUCUCGAAAAAGACUUCUUGGGCUUUGAAGCUGGCGCUUGGCGGAGACGGUGCGGUUGAGGAAGUUAAGAGUCCCAUUUGUGACUCCAAAUCCAUCAAAAACGAGGCAGAGCUGGAGGGCAUGCGACAAUGCCACAUUCGGGAUGGCGCCGCGCUCACCGAGUACUUCGCCUGGCUUGAGGACCAGCUAGUGGACCAAAGAACCGUCCUCGACGAAGUUCAGGGCGCCACCAAACUGUUUGAGAUAAGGAGCAAGCGCGCCAACUUUGUUGGUAACUCGUUCACCACAAUCUCUGCUUCAGGAGCCAAUGGCGCCAUCAUUCACUACGGCCCGGAGGAGGACAGCUGUGCCAAGAUUGACCCCAACGCAGUUUACCUCUGCGACUCGGGCGCUCAGUACCUAGACGGCACUACAGACACCACACGAACACUUCACUUCGGCACUCCUACUGAUGUCCAGAAAAACGCAUACACGCUCGUGCUCAAGGGCCACAUUGCGCUGGAUCAGGCCAUCUUUCCGAGGGGGACCACGGGCUUCUCGUUGGACUGUCUAGCUCGCCAAUUCCUCUGGCAAGAGGGAUUGGAUUACCGUCAUGGCACUGGGCACGGAGUCGGUUCAUACCUGAACGUGCACGAGGGGCCCAUUGGUAUCGGAACUAGGAAGCACUACGCCGAAGUUGCCUUGGCCGCGGGCAACGUCACUUCGAUCGAGCCGGGCUUCUAUGAAGACGGCUCGUACGGAAUACGUCUUGAGAACAUCGCCAUUGUCCGCGAAGUCAAGACGAAGCAUCAGUUCGGCGAUAAACCGUACCUCGGGUUCGAGUACGUCACCAUGGUGCCAUUCUGCCGGCGGAUGGUCGAGCCGAGCCUCCUGAAUGCCAAGGAAAAGAAAUGGCUGAAUGAUUACCAUGCUGCAGUGUGGGAGAAAACGAGUGGAUAUUUCAAGGAUGAUCCUUUGACGACUGCCUGGCUCAAGAGGGAGACCCAGAGGUUUGAGUGAUGGACGUCUUUAUCACGAAGUCACUCGAGAGCUUCAUUUUGUAGGCAUGAUUUGGUGGCUUCAAGAAGAUACUACGUCUCAUUCUGAUUGUCUAGCCUCGUAUCCUCCAAAUAUACCAACUCAAAAAUGCGCAAAUGCAGACAGCGCAAAUGUGACUCCGAACGAAAGCUUGAAAGGCGUUUUGUGGCGGAGGGCGGACAGAAUGCGUGAUGACCGUGCGCGUUCCUUGAGGUGAAAUUGUUGAACCAGGUCUAUGCCGUAUCUUGCAGCGACCUAGUGAUGUUUUGUCAACAACGACCAGCUCGCCAGUAUUCAUUCGUUGGGGUGUCGGAAAGGCGCUUACUUGGAAGGUCACAAUCGAUAUGCCGAGGAGGAGGACAAGAGUCCGAGAAAAAACGCUGACAAGCAGACCAGUCAAGAAUCCUGGAAUUGCGUUAUUAGAAUCCCUGAAAGACGCCAAGGAGGUCGGUUGACCACAGCGAAAAAGCAGCAGUCCAGAACCAUACCAGAGAAGCUUCCCCCUGAUAUCUGGCUGAGAAUCUCGGGGUUGAUGAAGCCAUCGUCGCUGUCAACCUCUUUCCUAGGUACCGAGGACACGAUGUUGGAAGGGGGGUGGUGAGCGUCAAAUCUCAAUGGGCGACGGUGGCUGGUGAAGGUGUGAUGCCCGAUGCCGAGAGACACGCCGACCGCCAGGGGCAACCCCCGUGAGACCAGGGCCCGCCGGCACAGAGCUACCGUCGCCAUUGGUUUGCGAGAUGGAUGGGGACCUGACUCGACAGUCCGGGAUGUCGGUUCGGAAGUCCGGCUCGGGACGGGUGGGUGGUCGUUGUUUGAAUGAGGCUCUGCUGUAAGAUCCUAGAUCUAGCACUUCCGCUUCGAGGAAGGAUGACGUCGAGGGGGGAGGGCAGCUGGAGCUGGUGUGGGUCUGCGCACCACUGCCUGGCCCCAGUGCGACAGCGGCGGUUGUGGAGCGGUGGAAUAACCUUAUUCUGUUUCCCAAAUCCUAGGUAUCCUUUCGAUUCGUCUCAUAAAUGGUAUGUCCUAAAGGCCAUGUAGUAGAAUUCCAGCUCGACAAAACUGUGCGCCAGUCAAAUGAUUUCCGGCUACGUCAUUUCUGCCCGCCCGGGUUGGCAGCCAUAA